This is a messenger RNA of Zootoca vivipara (common lizard), 4073 nucleotides long. It is a transcript of the gene AP5B1, whose product is annotated as adaptor related protein complex 5 subunit beta 1. Gene Ontology annotation, cellular component: lysosomal membrane; AP-type membrane coat adaptor complex. Gene Ontology annotation, biological process: endosomal transport. The record is from RefSeq and is a predicted model, not a curated record. NCBI's taxonomy places the organism in Eukaryota, Metazoa, Chordata, Lepidosauria, Squamata, Lacertidae.
AUGAUGGAAUGUGGCCCUCAAGCUGCUAAGGGUUCCCUUUCCCCCUUUUAAAGGCUUGCACUAGGGAUAAGGGGACCUGUGGCCCUCCAAAUGGUUUACAGUUCCCAUCCUCCCUGACCGCUGGCCACAAUGAAUGUCUCAGGGACUGCCUUCUCCAGUACAGCCUCGGUUUUUAAGCUCACCUGUUGAGGUCCUGAGCCAAGUUCUAGCCUCUUGUGGGUUGCAGCUGUCACUUACCUGAAAUUGGCCUUUUCUUUGGUGGCUCCAUGAAUGAUGGAACAUGCUCUCCCAGGGACAUAGGAAACAGCUGGUCCAUCUAGCUCUAUACUGUAGACACUGGCUGGCAGCAACUCUCCGGAGUUUUGGUCAGGGACUGUUCCUAGUCCUACCUGGGGAUGCUACGGAUUGAACCAGGGACCGUCUCUGUGCAAGGAAAUGGCCGUGCUUUUGAGCUACUGCCCUUCUGCGUGCCUUCUUCCCUGGUCUUGCUUCAAACAUUAAAUAACUAAUAAUAAUAAUUUUGGACCCAGGUGGCGCUGUGGGUUAAACCACAGAGCCUAGGGCUUGCUGAUCAUAAGGUGGGUGGUUCGAAUCCGCCCCCCUCCCCCACCGGGUGAGCUCCCGUUGCUCGGUCCCAGCUCCUGCCAACCUAGCAGUUCGAAAGCAUGUCAAAGUGCAAGUAGAUAAAUAGGUACCGCUACAGCGGGAAGGUAAAUGGUGUUUCUGUGUGCUGCUCUGGUUCUCCAGAAGCGGCUUUGUCAUGCUGGCCACAUGACCUGGAAGCUGUAAGGCGGCUCCCUUGGCCAAUAACGUGAGUUGAGCGCCGCAACCCCAGAGUCGGUCACGACUGGACCUAAUGGUCAGGGGUCCCUUUACCUUUACUGUAAUAAUUUUGGAAUUGGUCUCAGAGCAUGUGCGGUGUGUCUUUCGCGAGCACUCGUCCUCGGCGGGCUGCAUAGGGGCGGGAUUAGAGGAGAGACCUCCCAGGACAGGCAGCAAUGGCUUUCGGAGGAGGAGGAGGAGAACUUUGGAGAACUUUGAAAUGAACCCACCGCCGCUUCUUCCACUUACGCCUCUCCUGCUCUGCUCUGCUCCGCCGCUGCUCCGUUUCCCUCUAGCGGCGGGCGGCGGGAUCGUCGGGAAGGGAAGUCGGAAGCGCCGCUUUGCCCAGGACCGGAGAUCAGCUGAGCGGCUGCAAUUGCAAAGCGGAGGUGGAGGAGCGAGCGAGGCCCGCAGUCUUUUGUCGGCCAUGGGGUCAAGGAGCGGCGAAGGCUGGGCCAGUGCAGUUGCUUCUUUCCGCUCGUGCCCCACAGCCUUCCUCUCCCAUGGGGCCGGCGACACCUUUGUGGCUGAGCUGUUGCAGGAGCUUCGAGGCGAGAGGCUGGGAGAGCAGGUCAAGAUCUCCAUGUUGACCCUCCUUUUGGAGUACCCCACCCUGUUGUGCCCAGACGCCAAGGCUGGGCAAGAGGUGGCCGCGUCCCUCCUCUCCCUCUUUGGCCAGCUGGGCGCCUCGUCCAAGCAGCAGGCGUAUUUCCGGUGCCAACUCCUCUAUGCCAUGGCAACAGUACUGGUGGCCACGGACUCCUUCGCCGAGAGCUGCCAGACUGCCCAUGAAUACUUCUCCCUGCUGCUGCAACUGGCGUCCGACCUCAAUGACUGCCGUGGGGGAGCCACGGAGCGCCCCGUGCGAGUCGCGGCUUGCGAGUGCCUGCGGGAGCUUGAGAGCUGCUACCCGGGGCUCCUCUCUCAGCGCCUGGCCGUCCUGCGCUCCCUGCAACACCAGGAGACGUCGCCCGCCCACCAGGGCUACACACUGCUCUACGGGCUGGCCUUGAGGAACGCCAUCUUGCGCUUGGCCAGGCGGGGGGGCCUAGGGACUCUGGGGGAGCUCCUGGAGAGCAAAGAGGGACUGGUGUGGGAGGCCACCAGGGAACUGGGGGACCUUUCUGUGGCGACCCUCGAGCAGCUGGCCCUGCUCCCCUCACCAGGCGAUGUCAAGGACCUGAAAGCUGUGGUGUCGUCCCUCCUUGACAGCUCCUACCUCCUGUCGCCUGUGGCCCAGAGCCACCUCCUGUGGCAGCUGGCCCAGGCCGUCAGCGUCGUCCGCACCCAGUCUCCCGCCAUCUUCAAGGCACAGCUGGUGCGCCUCUUUGGCACGGCGGGGGUGGCGCUCCAGCAUGCCGUCUUGCAGCUCAAGGGCCUCUUCACCGAUAGCCUCUUCACGGCCGAGGACGAGGCCUUCCUGCUGCGCCGCCUCGUGGGUCUGGCCCAGCACCCGGCUUUGCCUGUCCCGGUGAAGCUCUUCCACUUGGACUGCCUCCUGCACUUCCCUGAAAACCGGCCGCUGGGCUCGGCCACGGAGGACGAGGGCCUGCCGGUCUUGCUCACCCCUCGCACUACAUCCGGCCUGUUCCCCGGCCUCUUCCAGGACCAGGGCACUGUUUUGGCCCGGCUGAACCUGCUGUGCCUGGUGUGUGUGGAGAGCGAAGGCCCAACGGCCGAGCGUGCUGUGGGAUACCUCCUGGAGCACGUGUUGACCCUCGGGGGGCUGGUGGCCAGGGGAGGAGGACCGGAGGCCACCCGGCUUUUUUUCCGGGCAGCCUUCCUAUUUGCCCGCUACUUUGGUUCCCGAGGGCAGCUGAUGGCAGAGCUCACCCAGUGCCUCCUGGGCCUGUACCGCCAGAACUGUGCCCUGGCGCCGAACCUGAUCGAUCUUUUGGACGAGGCGUGGAAGUUUCCAGAAGAGGGCGGCUGGGCCGGCGGGCUGGCCCAGGCCUUGCAAGGGCUCGUCGUGGGCGUUCCCUUGCAAGAGGAGGACUUGCCAUGGCACCUCAAGGUCUUGGCGCGGCUGGCAAAGGAAAAGGACGUCCCUCAGGGGAGCACCAUGCAGUUUCUGAGGCGCCUGGUAGCCUCAGGCCGCCUUGGGGGCUGGGGCUCGGGGCAGGUCCUCCUGAGCGUCUGCCGCAACUUGAUGCAGCUGCGCCCGCUGCCCGCCCCGGCCCACUUAGCCGACCUCCUGCAGGCUGUGUCUCUAAGCCACCUGGACGUGGACGUGCGAGACCGGGCUCAGUUCUACUACACCUUGCUGGCCAACCUCUCUGGCGAGAAGCUCGGGGCCGUGCUAGCUCCGGGAGGUGCGGUCAAGGCCCGGACGCUCUCCUCCUCCAUCGUGGCCGACAGCCAGAGCUUUGUGGCCUCUCUGACCGUGCACCCAGUGCAGCCAGCCCCACUGAGGCUGCGGCGGGUGGGGGCGAGCGGCAACAGGCCUGAGCAGGCCCCUCGCCCUGAGCAAGACGUGGAGGGCUAUUGCCAGUGGUUGCUGGAGCCCCGCACCCCAUCGCAGCUCAGCUUGACGUACCAGCUGGUCCACAUGGGUCCUGCCAGCCCCCCCUACGACCUCCUGCUCUGCGUGGUCCUUCGCUUCACGUGCUCCGACCGGCACUACGAGCCCGUCCCAGAACUGUGCGUGCCCUGUCUCUCGGCAGCGCGCCCUCCCCAGACGCUGACGCUCACGCUGCAGCCACGCUGCCCCUACCCGACGCGGCUGGGUGUUUUUGCUCUCUACACAACCCAGGAAGGCCUUACGCGCUCCAGCCAGCUGGAGCCAUUGGAGGUAGCCUUUCCCGAUCUCUUCAUGCCCCUGGCGGUGCCUUCCUGGAGUUUAGAAAAGCGCCGUCGUCUCUUUGGCACCCUCUGGCAACGCCUUCACCCCGACAGCAAUGAAGCGGGCGCCGAAAGCCUCACCACUUGGCCCGUGGCACCUCAGUCCCUGCCAUCCCUUGUAUGUGAUCACUUUUCCCGGUACGUUUUGGCCGAGCAGUCAGGCUCCUACGAAAUUGGCAUGGCCCUCCCUCCCCAGUACCACAUUCUCCUCCGGGUGCAGAGUGUGGGAGAGGCAGCCUGCGUGGGCAUUCGCACAGACAACUGGAGACUGCUGCCCUCGUUGAACAGCUACUUGCAAAGUCUCACGGAAACGAAUUGAAAGAAUGGAUUGUGGGGUGGGGGGAAAGCAGUCUGGGCUUGUAUAUCUGUUAAACAUUUUUGCAUUCCCAAAAUAAAUAAAUGCACACGUA